AUGUGCAAGCGGAAGGGGAGUGCCCCCACCUUAGGGGACUGGCCCAGUGACUCAAAGCGCAGAUGUGAAAAGAGCAUCCGGGGAAAUGUUUCCAGUUGGAGAAAAGCCAAGUCGGAAGAACAUCAACUAACAGACAAUGCUUUAUUAAAAUAUAAAGGAGAAACUAUAGGUCCGUUAGGGGGGUUGAGAUUUACGCAGAUAAAGGAGUUAACAACUCGGCUGGAACUCGUUCCCUUGGAGGGCAAUCCAAUUGAAAGGGGUAAUCUUGAUGGAGGCACUUCGAAGGGGGAAUCACAGAAUAGCACACAGAAGCUCUCCCCUGCAGCUAAGAACCCCACAAAUGCGCAACUCUCCCUUUUAGAGGUGGUUAAAGAUUACGUGAGUAGCAGUAUGCAUGAGAAGAUAAACACAGGAGAGGAAAGUAAAGAGGAAGUACCAGGAGAGGAAGAGAAUUUUGAGCAGAUGAAAAACGAUGGAUGUGACCCCCUGUGCUGUGGUAUAUCCCACGAAGCAGACGAAGAGACUGACGUAAAGCAUGUAGGUAUAGAACAUUUAAAAAUUACAAAUGAAUUCAUUAUGAAGGAAAAUGAUAACCGAAUGAAGUGCUCAUCCGAGAUGGAGUCUGUGUCAAAGGGGAGCAAUAACAGUUUUGGAUUAAUACCUUUACGUGGAGAUGAAUGUGGUGUAGCAAAGUCCAUGGUCAGAAGUGAUCCCACCGUUGCAUCUACCCGGUGUGCAGAUUCAGCUUCCACAAAUUUAUGGUCGAACCCAAAUUACAACCAGUCACUGCAGAUGAGGAAUGGAUAUCAAAACCAAGUGGAGGGGUGCACCUCGUCAGAUAUGACACACUCGGAUCCUCCCAAAAAUGAAGAUGAGGAAAACAACGAUUUGGAGAAAGCAGAUAUUGUGAUGGAUAAAACAGUCUCCACGGACGAAAAAAUGGCCACGUCUACCAAUGGAGGAAAAUCCUUCGAGGAAGAGAAACUUCAGUUGGUGGAAGACACAAGUGGGUACCCCCCCUUGGUUUCUACCCUAAGCGAUGAGUUGCUAUGUUGCACUUCCAAUGGAAGCGAUGAAACGAACAAGCGUAGUGGUACCCAUGAAUGCUUAAUGGUACCAAAGGGGAAAGAAGGAGGAACUACCCCUUGCAGAAGUAGCCAGGUAGACAUGAAUCGGCAUGGGGAAGUUGUUCCAUCUGAUGAGGAGAAAACGUUCUGUGAAAGCAUCACCAGCGAAGAGACCUCCUCCAAACGUAUUUACCAUUUUAGGAGAAGCAAAAAUGAUAUACAUAUAUACACACCAGGGGGAGGAGCCUACUUAACCAUCAAGGAUAACGGAGAGGAGACCCCCGAAUCAAUGAUGAGUGAACAAUCAAAUGAAACACUUCACUGUGGAAGUGGCCAAAUGAAAGUUAAAGAGGAAGUUAACCCUCGAGAAGAACAGAGGGACAUCCAUUUCGUGAACACACAAAGUGACUCCUUCAUCAGAAGCACUGGAGAAAGUAACAACAAGUAUAAUCAAAUAGGUGUUAGAAAACGCCAAGUGACAUACGAAUUGGAAUGUGCACAGAUUAAUAGCAAGGCCCAUUUGACAGAUGGACCAACAGAUACAACUCCCCAUGAGAUGCGCAAAUACACAUGCGCAGAGAGUGUCUACCCGCGAAGAAGAAGUGCGCCGGGGAGGACACGGAAGAGAAAACUUGCAUCAAUGUCGAAGAAAAAAGUAAAGGUGGAAAAAAAAAAAAAAAAAAAAAAAAAAAUUCCAGGAAGAAUUUACAAAGUUAUUGUACGGGGGAAAGAGUGCUGGAGGGCGGAAUGGUUUGUCCAAAAGGAUCUUCAAGAAAUAAAUUACCAUAAUGGUGAAGUCCAUGUGGCUAUGGCGAACAGGAAAACGAAAACAGAGACAAACACGGAGACGAACAGAAAGACUGACAAGGGUAGUGGGCACUUCCAGGUGAGUCAUCCCUACGGAGUGGAGCAUACACCCCCCCCGAGUCACAGCCAUGGGAAUGAAAACUUACUUGUGAAAAAAAGUAGGCAGUUUUCCGUGUCUGUGUAUGGACCUGAAAACGCGAGACUCUUCGCCCUGUUCGAACUAAUCAAAUACAACUCCGUUCCGGAUGGAUUGAGAGAUGAAGCCAAUCUGUGCAUCUGCUCCAUUAAGAAAAAUUUGAUGGUGCAGGGGGGGUCUUCUAACAAAUCUCCCAGUGGCCACUUUCUACCUCUUAUGCUUGCUAAAUGGGACGAUGCCUACUCACAUGCUUUGUUCAGAAAAAUUCAGGGAGAUAUGGUGCGGAACGGGGGUCAGUUCACCCACGGGGGUAGUAUCGGCACAUAUAGAGGUAGCACCGAUGUACAUGGUUGCAAUAACAACAAGGAGGAGCCCCCGAGAGCUGCGCCCCACUUCGACGGAUACAGUUAUCCUCUCAAAGGAAAUCAAUCUGGGGGGUUCGAUCACGUAGUUAGGUGCAGUGCAGACUUCACGAGCCUAGGGGAAAAUGCAGCUAACCGCGCAUCUAACCACACGAAUAAGGGAAAUAAUCACCCUAACUUGGAAAAGAGCCAUCCAAACUGCGUUAACAACUCCACUGGUUACGUGGAGAACCCCUCCUCACACAAUCAGAACAACCUAGUCCACAGCAUCAACGCGUACAACCUGCACUCGAGGCACAUGGCCCACACGUUCGCGGCGAACAAACCAUCGAUGGUAAACCUGCAAAAAAACUUCAACAACAACCACCAUGGAUAUCCGCCCCACGGAGAAGAAAUCCUUAAGCUACAAAAUGGUUUUCCUUUCGGGCAGUUAGACGAAUAUACAAAUGAGGCUAACACAAACUGGGCCCUGCGCCUCAACCACCCUGGAUACCACUACAAUUACGCCCGUCGUGAAGACAAGAUGAACAACAUGGCCACCUGUCCAUCUCUGCAUAGCUACCCAAAUGGGUAUGUAAAUAGCCACGAGAAUGUGAGAGGCCCUCCCGACAACUUGACCGGCGGCGUGAAAAUCUUUGGCAACUAUUUUCACGCCGAUGGGAAUGCGGUAAAUUGCAAAAUGGAUAAGAAUUCCCCCGCUGUCUUUGGGCCAAAGAUGUCGAAUGGAAGUGGCAACGUGUUUGAUCAGUUCGACGGGGGGGCUGCACAUUUGAGGGACUGA
Messenger RNA from Plasmodium knowlesi strain H, 3153 nucleotides. RefSeq names its product conserved Plasmodium protein, unknown function. The transcript has a single exon. Bases 1 to 3153 code for a protein of 1050 amino acids. NCBI's taxonomy places the organism in Eukaryota, Apicomplexa, Aconoidasida, Haemosporida, Plasmodiidae. The record is from RefSeq and is a predicted model, not a curated record.